Molecule: messenger RNA, 966 nt
Organism: Mucor velutinosus
Lineage: Eukaryota; Fungi; Mucoromycota; Mucoromycetes; Mucorales; Mucoraceae
Exons: 8
Coding region: 1-966 (321 amino acids)
Biological process (GO): chromatin organization
Cellular component (GO): nucleus
Source: RefSeq, a predicted model, not a curated record
AUGGAUUCCAAAGCUGAGGGUCUUCGCCAAUCUAUGCUUGAAAAGCAGAGACAAAAGAUCUAUGAAGAAUCAGAAAAGGAGCGUCAGAAAAACGCCAAGAUGAGUGAAGUUCGCGUGGGUUCAGACAAGUUUGUAACCACCAAAACCGACAUCGAAUCGCAGUUGAAGAGCAGUACAAUUGGUUUGACAGAGCUGAAGGAUUAUAGAAAAAUUAGAGAAAACCUAGAGGAGCAACAGAAACGAGAGGCUGCCAAAACAGCACCGUUGAGCGACGAAAAACGAAAGAAAAAGAAGAAGAAGCAGCCUCUGAAGCUAUCAUUUGCAGGCGAUGAUGAGGAGGAAGAAGAAGCAGAGGACGAGCAGCAGGGAGACAAACGAGCAUCAGACAAAGAGGAUGAUAAACAAGUGAAAAAGAGAAGAAUGCUAAAGGAUCCUACAAUCGAUACAAGCUUCUUGCCCGAUAGAGAGAGAGAGGAAAAAGAACGCAUUGAGCGUGAGCAGUUGAGAAGAGAGUGGAUUGCUAAGCAAGAGGAAAUCAAGAAUGAAAAGAUCAAUAUCACUUAUUCAUUCUGGGAUGGUAGCGGCCAUCGCAAAAUGGUUACAUGUAAAAAGGGGGAUUCUAUCCAGCAAUUCCUAGAUGCUUGUCGCCAGCAGUUCUCGCAGUUGCGUGGGGUCAAUACUGACAAUCUAUUGUAUGUCAAGGAAGACUUGAUUAUUCCACAUCAUUUCACAUUUUACGACUUUAUCAUCAACAAAGCCAGAGGAAAAUCAGGACCGCUGUUCAACUUUGACGUCCAUGAAGACAUUCGAUUUGUCAAUGAUGCGACUAUUGAAAAGGACGAGUCGCAUGCUGGUAAAGUGGUCGAAAGAGCCUGGUACGAACGCAACAAACACAUUUUCCCUGCCAGUCGAUGGGAGGUGUUUGAUCCAAAGAAAUCUUAUAGCAAGUACAAAAUCAAGGGUUAA